AUGGCGGCGAGACGAAACGUGGACGAAGUGAUGGUUCGAGCGGCGGCUCACGCGAGAAAAGAAGAGAAUUUCGAUAUGGGAAUAUUCGAAUUCACUGCAAUCGCCGGACAUAUUCUCGAAAGUUCUUGUAAACAUCCGGAUGGCGUGGAGCAACCGGAUUGUUUGAAAUGCAAAUACGAGCGUGAACUGAAACUGGAGGAGCUUCCCGAGAUGGUGUUCGCCCGUAAUUCUCUCACAAUUCGGUUCUCAGAUCAUGGAUUGAGAGGAUACAUUCAAUUCAAUUGUCUCGACGCACUGAAGAUGGUCUGUUCUGACCGUCUUCCCGAUGUGAAGGUUGGCGCGUCGACGGCGUGGCAAUCGACGAGACAGGAUAGGAUUCUGCAGAUUUCAGAGCAUCAGAAACCAUUCGAUUGGACGUAUACAACACAUUAUAAGGGAACUUUGGUUGGGUUGAAGGCCACGCCCACCACUGACCGCAUCGAUAUGGAACGGCUGAAGCGACGCGACACUAUCAGCUUCUCGACGAACGUCAUUUUAUUCGAAGACGAGCUGGCAGAUCAUGGAAUUGCUCAGUUAUCCGCUCGAAUUCGUGUCAUGCAAGAGGGAUAUUUCUUCGUCCUCCUUCGUUUCUACAUGCGAGUCGAUAAUGUGCUUUUGAGAGUAUGUGACACACGGAUCGUUGGAGAUUUAGGAGACCGUCACAUGAUCCGUGAGUGGCAACUUCGUGAGGCGAAAUACGAGAAUCUUCGUCACGUCCACCCGGAAUUGCUUCUCGACGCGGAUCGCGCGUGGAUGCACUUGCCGAUUGUUGAGGAGCACGUUGAGAGAAUUUCCAUUGAACGCCCUGAUGAUAAUUAA
Messenger RNA from Caenorhabditis remanei, 858 nucleotides. RefSeq lists its product as uncharacterized. The transcript is spliced from 5 exons. Bases 1 to 858 code for a protein of 285 amino acids. The record is from RefSeq and is a predicted model, not a curated record. Gene Ontology annotation, biological process: TOR signaling. NCBI's taxonomy places the organism in Eukaryota, Metazoa, Nematoda, Chromadorea, Rhabditida, Rhabditidae. Gene Ontology annotation, cellular component: cytosol.